Messenger RNA from Phalaenopsis equestris, 706 nucleotides. Its product is annotated as cellulose synthase-like protein H2. Gene Ontology annotation, cellular component: plasma membrane; trans-Golgi network. Gene Ontology annotation, molecular function: cellulose synthase (UDP-forming) activity; mannan synthase activity. Bases 1 to 549 code for a protein of 182 amino acids. Lineage: Eukaryota; Viridiplantae; Streptophyta; Magnoliopsida; Asparagales; Orchidaceae. Gene Ontology annotation, biological process: cellulose biosynthetic process; plant-type primary cell wall biogenesis. The record is from RefSeq and is a predicted model, not a curated record. The transcript has a single exon.
AUGCAGGCUUCGGAGCGAGAGUUCCUGCUCGUUGCCGCGCUGUUCAUCAGCUACAUCAUCUACUGCGUCGCAGAAUUCAAGCAGUGCGGGAAAUCGUGCCGUGAAUGGUGGAACAAUCACCGCAUGCAGCGCAUAACUCCCAUCACCGCCUUCCUCUUGGGCUUCCUCUCCGUCGUCCUCAAAUUCCUCGGCGUCUCCGACACCGUCUUUGAGGUUACCCGAAAGGACCAUUCACCGCAAACAGGCCUGGUUGAACCGGGGCGGUUCACCUUCGACCGGUCACCGAUAUUUAUCUCCGGCACGGCGGUGGUGCUCGUGCACAUCAUGGCGGCGGGGAUGGUGUUGCUCCGGCGGGCGGGUUGGGGGAUUGGAGGGGAGGCGAAGUGGUCGGGAUUGGGGGAGAUGGUGUGCUGCGGGUGGAUUUUGAUGGCCUUCUGGCCGUUUGUGAGGGGGUUGUUUGGGACGGGGAGGUAUGGGAUUCCAUGGUCGGUGGUGAUCAAAGCAGGAGCUUUUUCGCUUCUUUUCUUCCGGCUUUCUAUGAGGUAUUAGCUCUUUCUGAACCUCAUUGGGCUCUUCUUUGUGCUUCCUCAACGAACAGAUUGUAAGCUAUUAUAAAAUUUGAUCUUCUAUUGAUGCGCUUCGGACAAUGUUUGUACUGCAGUUAUUAAUUGUAUUUAGUUUAUUAGUUAUUAAUAUUAAUCAAUUU